CAUCAUUUAUGAUCAGAUAAUCCGGCCCUUGCAAAUGUCAAGUAUAUAUAUAUAUAUAUAUAUACCCAAGCCAAAUCCUAUAAUCCCAGAACACUCGGUCAUCUCUCAUUGGCGCCACCAUCAGCUUGAGUUAACCAACCAUGGAUGAUAAUAAAAAUCCCAAGAAGAAAACCCAAUGUUUUCCUCUUCCUUCUGAAGGAAGUCAAGAACUGGGUCUUCCUUCUUUCAGUGAGAAAACUCUCCCUCUUUCUGGGUUUUUGCAGGGAGGAAAGAAAGAUUGUUGCUUUGGAGUCGACGCCAUUGAAGCUGUCAACAAGAGGAUCAUCAAAGGAAAAGAAACCUUGGAUUCCCAAGCUGCAAUGGAAUCCGAAAAGAAACCACCUUUGGUUGAUCUUGAAACUGGGAGGAUUUUCACCGCCAAAGAUCUUGAUUUUCCUGUCGGAUUGCCUCUGAAAAUUGAAGUCGUCGAUGAUACAGCUUUGAUCGGAUCAUUCGCACUCUCCAGAACUGGAAAUUGCGGUGUAAAAUAUGGGAGGAAGAAGAAGAAGAAGGAAGCUAAAAGAUCAAGAAGGAAGGGAUGGAUUGCAAGAAAGGUUUCAUCCGUGGAUUCAACGAAGAUUAUGUACUCGAGGAAGGAAUUGCAGGAUUUGAGGUUUGCUAAUGUUGAAGAACAGUAUAGUUUUUGGAUGGAUAUCUAUGGCGGUCUCGCCAUUGAUGUGAUCAAGGAGUAUGAAGAUUUGGCUAGCAAGCCACAGAAGAACACUGCAAAGAUUGGUUUGGUUGCUGGAAGAGGAACAAGGGUUGGUGUCAACAUCUUUGUACAUUGACUCUCCGGGCGGAUUCCGGCUCGUAAAACUUUGUUGCUGAUACUUUUAGGCACAUUGUAUCAGUGUUCAGUUCCCUCCCCUAGGCACAUUGUGUGAAUGUUUAGAUCCUUCCCCCAUAGGAUACUUGUAAAUAGGAUUCUCUUGUUGUAUGAGAUUGUAUGUUCUGAUGUGAUCCUGCAAAGGCCCCGUUCGCUCUGAUUUCGACUCGAAAACUUUCGUUUCGGAUUCUUAGGCAGUGUUUAGUUUCCCUGUAUAGGAUGGUUGUAAAGAGGAUU
Hibiscus syriacus is the source of this 1102-nucleotide messenger RNA. RefSeq lists its product as uncharacterized. The record is from RefSeq and is a predicted model, not a curated record. Bases 141 to 827 code for a protein of 228 amino acids. The transcript has 2 exons. Lineage: Eukaryota; Viridiplantae; Streptophyta; Magnoliopsida; Malvales; Malvaceae.